CUUAGGCUCCUGGCCCUUCGCGGAGUCUUCGAGCGUGAGUCCACGCGUUGCGCGACGACCGCAUCGCAUCUAAAUUGUGCUUGAUACGGCCGCGGAAACGUAUUGCGUUGCCGUUGCGGUUCAAGCCGUCAGUGCCCCGUGCGCUCUGGGCGCGCGCGCGCGCGCGGGCGGCCUGGCCCGUGGCUUCCUCGCCCGCGGCCGCGCGCGGCGUCGGCGGCUGCGGUGGCUGAUAGGGAUGGCCCCGACCCUGACGCCGAAGACGAAGCCGGCGGCCGUGAAGCCAGGGGAGGCGAAGGAGCCUGCCGAGGAGGCCAAGGGUGAUGAGGCCGACGAGGCCCCGGAGCCGACAGCUGCCGAGACGCCCGCUGAGGAGAAGGGCGCAGCUCCGGUCAAGAAGGCGGUGAAGAAGGCGCGCGGAAAGAAGGGGACCGUCUUCACGAUGGCUCACCCCGCGUCUUGGGACAUGGGCGACUUCUUCAAGGCCCUGCAGAAGCAGAAGGUGCGGGCGGUGCACGACGCGCGGCCGAACCCCGAGGCGGGCCCUGCCACGGAGGCGCUGCGGGUCGCCUUCUCCUCCGACAACAUCGCCUACGAGCGGGAGCCCGCGCUGAGCUCUUUCUACGCCAAGCUUCUGGAGCAGGCCCGCGGCGGAUCGGAGAGCAGCAAGCCCUGCAUCUUGCUGGACGGCCGCGUGGGGUGGCGGCUGCAGCAGCACAGGCGCAGCAUCAACCAGUACUUGAAGGCCAAGGGCCUGGACGUGCGGCAUCUGCUCUGGUCGGGGGAGAUCGACCACGAGGCGACCGCGACUUUUGCCGAGGAGGCGAAGCGGGAAGCGGUGCAGAGGCCCGACCCGCCCAAGUUUCCCGUUCCGAAGCUCGCGGUGAAGGCCCCGAACGUCAUGGCUCCCACGUCGAAGGCCUCGGGGAUCAGCAUGGUGCCAACGACGAAGGCCAUCGGCAUCGGCGGGCUAACGCCGCCCACCUCCAAGGCCAUGGGGGUGACGCCCCCGACGUCCAAGGCGGCGCCGCUCACCCUGCCGCUGAAGCCGACGGUGAAGGCGAGCGCGUCCUUCUCCUCGGCGGACGCCUCGCCCAAGGCGGCGGACACCCUGAUCAAGGCCAAGCCGAAGCCGAGCGCUCCACCACCGGCCGAGGAGCCGCUCAUGAAGCCGAAGCCGAAGGGAGGCGGCACUCCGGCGGCCAAGCCCGAGGAGGAGCCGGACGCGAAGAAGCAGAAGACCGAGGAGGCCAAGGCCGAGCCAAAGCAGGCCACCAUCACGAAGAAGUGGGCGAAGAAGGCCGAUGCAUCGUGAGCGGUGCCCCGGACGUGCGAGCGGAGGCGCCCGUGGAGGUGAAUCAAUGGAGUUGCCGACCGAACUUGUCAGUCAAACCACCCCCCCUAUCAGCAGCCUCACCCCUGCUUACGGUCGGGAGCUUUUGGAUAGCGUGUCGCUCCGCGGGUUCUGGCCCACCACGCUUCGGCACGACACGCUGUC
Messenger RNA from Prorocentrum cordatum, 1495 nucleotides. The record is from the annotation of a GenBank genome assembly. Lineage: Eukaryota; Dinophyceae; Prorocentrales; Prorocentraceae.